CAACUCGCCGAAAGUUUUCGAAAGUUAUGAAACAUUAUAUGAUUGAACAAUAUUAAUACUCGUAACAUUUUUAUAUGCAGUGUUUGUUUUCAAUGCGAGUUCUUCGAACCACCGUUGCUGAAGACUUAAUCGUGUCUGUCAGUGGUAGUUCUGUUCAAGUGGAAGUUUAGUGAUAUUUAGUUAGUCAAUAAGUCAAUCUUUCCAAUUAAUAAAGUUCGAGUCAUCUGGGAAUGUUCCUUGUAAAUACUAAGUGUAGACGGAAAGGCGCGUCCAUUCCUGACGUUUAGUGCACUCGAACUGCUGCAAGCUUUGAAGAAGUUUCUCCGAAGCUAUUCGCUGCGGCAUCACAAUGCUACAACAUCUCAUCAACCCACUCGUACUGGGGGCCUUGACUGCUCUAGCGAGCUCGCUCAUCACCAUGACGGCAUACCGCACCGUCACCCUAGAGCAGGACCAAGUCGUCGACUUUAUCGUGGUUGGUAGCGGCAGCGCCGGUAGCGUCGUGGCCUCGCGACUCUCCGAGAACCCGAACUGGGAGGUGCUGGUGCUGGAGGCUGGGGGGCAGCCGCCCCCGGAGAGCAAAGUGCCAGCAUUUGCAGCUUAUGCCAUUGGAGCAGACAGCGAAUACAACUAUAACUAUAUAAUUGCUCCACAGAGACAUGCACUACUCAACUUCAGAAAUCAAGAAUCCUUUUUUCCCAGAGGGAAAGUAAUUGGAGGCACCAGUGCCAUAAAUUACAUGAUCUUCAUAAGAGGCAACAGGAAGGAUUUCGACACUUGGGCUGAGAUGGGCAACACGGGUUGGGACUACGACUCCAUUAUGCCACUCUACAUGAAAAUGGAAAAUUACAAAGGAAAACAUGCGAAGAAAUACGCUAAAUAUCACAGUCAAACUGGACCACUGUCCGUGGAGAGCAUGAGGUGGGACUCACCGUUUACAAAAUAUUUCAAGGCGGCUGGAAAAGAACUUGGACUCGAAGAGGUCGACUUCAACUCAGAGAAGCAUGUUGGUUACAACGCCCCCGACUUGACAACAAAUAAUGGUGAGCGCCAGUCAGCUUCUGACGCUUACCUCAAACCUAACCUGCACCGCAGCAACCUGCGACUGCAGGCCGGCAGUCUCGUCACCAAGGUCAUCAUCGAUCGCAAUCUUCGGGCUAUUGGCGUGGAGUACAUUCGCGACGGCAAGAUGAGGAGAGCCUUCGCCAGGAAGGAAGUCAUCCUGAGUGCUGGGGCCAUCGACUCCCCCAAGCUGCUCCUGCUCUCAGGCAUCGGUCCAAAGCAACAACUUCGAACACAUGGGAUUCAUCCUAUUGUCGAUCUGAAAGGAGUGGGGCAAAAUCUGCAGGAUCACGUGGCUUUGCCAGGACUAACUUGGUUCAUCACGAAGAACUCAGGCAACGCUGUGCAGCUGAUACUCACUCCUGAGGCACGCAGAGCCUACCGCACCAAAAGGAACGGUCCACUGAGCGUGCCAAUGGGAUUUGUUGGCAUUUAUAUGGUUAAUUUGGGUGUGGAUCCUGAUCCAAGUGUACAAGAUGUGCAAUAUCGGUUCCUGUCCGUGACGUUGGGAGCAGAUUUCGGUCUAGUGGUCGCACCUAAUUACGGGUAUACUGAUGAGUUAAUUCGAGACUAUGUGAAGAAGCAAGGAGGAAGAAGAGGGUUCAUGAUAUUCAUGGGAGUGAUGCGGCCAGCAAGUCGCGGCUCUGUCACGCUGCGCUCCAAAAAUCCUCUGGACCCUCCGGUGAUCGAUCCCAACUUUUUAAGCAAUUCUGCCGACGUGGAUAGCCUCCUGAAAUCCAUUCGAUACGUGAUGGUCCUCGGCAACACUACGGCACUGAGGGAGGGCUUGGGCGCUAAAUUUUUUGAUCAGAAAGUUCUAGGGUGCAAGCAUUUAGCGCACGACUCCGACGACUACUGGCGCUGCUACAUCCGCCACAUGGCGGGGUCUGGUGCCCACCCCAGCAGCACAUGCAAGAUGGCCCCCUCAUCUGACCCUGAUGGCGUCGUCUCGCCGAGGCUAAAAGUGCGGGGCGUGGCUGGUCUUCGUGUCAUCGAUGCGUCCAUCAUGCCUCUCAUUACAGGCACAAACCUCGCCGCUCCCACCAUGAUGAUCGGAGAGAAGGGCGCUUCUCUCAUCAAAGAGGACUGGAGCUACGGGGACUGAGGCUACGGGGACUGAGGCUACGAGGACUGGGGCUACGGGGACUGAGGCUACGGGGACUGGGACUACGGGGACUGGGGCUACGAGGGCUGGGGCUACAGGAACAUAUCUUAUAUACAUAUAUGCAUAGAUAUAAAAUAAGAGUUAUAUAUAUGCAUAACUCUUAGCAUGAAUAUCUUCCAUGUAGCGCACCAUAGCUGAGCACUUCAUUUGAUAACGUCUUUAAUUAAAUGGCGAUCCACCGUGUCGAUAUCUUCCCAUUUAAAUGAUUGAAGAAAAAUAGUUUUUUUCUGUCCCCUAUAAAUCUCUGACUGAUUUUAUUGAUACUUCCUUCGAGGAUAGCACAAUUUUAAAUAAGUUGCUUAAUUAGCCAAUUUUUCGAUGUAAUGAAGUUUAGUUUUAAGAAUUUUGAAGCAGAUGUUCUGGCAACAUCAACCAAAGUAUUCGAAGGACUUGUCGUACGGUUUGGUCAUUCGUUGAUCCUUACUGAAGACAGCCGCUUGUGUUCUUACUCUUGGUAAGCGUCUAGGUUCUCUGAUUUGUAAUAGAAUAACUGUGAGAAUAUGUUUAGAAUAUUGUGUACUUAUCUAGUUAUUAGUGUUUAAUUAAUUUAAUGAAAUGCGUGUUCAUUUGUAGGAGAACUU
This is a messenger RNA of Hyalella azteca, 2808 nucleotides long. RefSeq names its product glucose dehydrogenase [FAD, quinone]. NCBI's taxonomy places the organism in Eukaryota, Metazoa, Arthropoda, Malacostraca, Amphipoda, Hyalellidae. The transcript has 15 exons. Gene Ontology annotation, molecular function: flavin adenine dinucleotide binding; oxidoreductase activity, acting on CH-OH group of donors. The record is from RefSeq and is a predicted model, not a curated record. Bases 350 to 2167 code for a protein of 605 amino acids.